GGCGCCGCAGGUGUGGCCGCGGGCGGGUAACGUCACGCAGCGAGGUAGUGCGUGCGGGGGCGUCAGGGGCGGGGCCUGAAGUCAAAUACAGUGGUGGUCGCGGGCCAGCACCCUAGUGUUCGCUGCGCUUUGCCUUCCCCGCUGGUGUGCUCUUUCGGGGUUGGGUCAUUGCUGAUUCAUAGAGCUUGAAGGGAUACAUUGGCUUCUUUGUUUCAAGAAAACUUGAACUUGGAAACAAAAUGGAAGAAAACAAACAGUGCAACAGUAUGGAUAAUUGUGAAGUUCCCAGCAAGAAAGUGAUUGAGUUCAAACCACCAGUGUAUGAACAGAGAUACUACUUUGUUAAAAACUUAGUGAAUCGACAUGGACUCAGGAAGAUUGCAGACUUGGGCUUCGGUGAUGCCACACUUUUAUGGAUGCUGAAAUAUCACCGCUGUGUUCAGUAUCUUGUUGGAGUAGAUGUUGCUGCCAGACCCUUUGAAUGGGGAGGGGGUAGGUUGUCUCCAGGAGUGGGGGGUUACAUCGUUCCUCGGGAACUAGAUUUGACCAUAACCUUGUACCGUGGUUCUGCUGUACAAAAAGACUCCCGUUUGUGUGGAUUUGACUUGAUAACAUGUAUUGAAUUGAUAGAACACUUAGAUUCUGAAGAUCUGGCCAAGUUUCCUGAAGUUGUAUUUGGGUACUUUUCUCCGGGUAUGGUUGUCAUCAGCACACCAAACUCUGAAUUCAAUCCCCUGUUUCCAGCAUCUACCUUUAGAGAUCCAGAUCACAGAUUUGAGUGGAACAGAACGCAGUUUCAGACGUGGGCUUUGGAUGUGGCAAAACUGUACAAUUACUCCGUAGAGUUCACUGGUGUGGGGGAUCCACCAGCAGGAGCUGAGCAUGUUGGAUACUGUACCCAGAUAGGGGUCUUCCAGAAAAACAUAGCAAAGGCGACUGAAUCGAGCAUUUCAGAGCCAGAGGAACACGUUCCAGAGGAACACAUUUAUGAAGUUGUUUACACCACCUCAUACCCGAGUUUACAGCAAAGCAAAUACUUCCGGCUUACUCUGAGUAGUGAGUCGGUCAAAGCAAUCGGCUUAAUGAAAAGCAGGUUUCUCCGGGGUCUGAGGAAAAGGGAGGGUGAUCGAGUGGUACCACUUGGCAGUUGUACCCCACAGUUUGGAUUAACAGAAGCUCAAAGGGCCGAAAUAGACCAGUCCCCCAAACCUUACAGUGUGGGAGAGAAGUUCUACGUACCCCUGGAAAGACUCAUUAUUUAUCCGAAGGUGAACCACUUGGUGGCAGGUAGUAUGGAGAAGCUGAGAACAAUACUUGCUGAGGGACUUCGACUGAAUGGAGAUCAAAGUGCGGUGCAGGUGGAGUUGGUUGAUUACCAAACACAACGCCUCUUUGAUGAGCAUUUAAUCAGCCCUGUGCUGGAGUCAUAAGUUUAGGCAACUUGGUUUUGAAUUUCUCUAACCUUGUUUUUCAUAUGCUUUUUGCAGGGUGGUGGAGAGGGUUCAUAAUGCGUUUGUUCAUGUUUCUGUUAGACCCAGUUGGAUGUGACUUUAAACAUUCUUAAAGCAAAUUGGAUUGUCAAAAUAAAACCUUUUCCCAGGGAAUAAGUUUCAAAAGUU
Callorhinus ursinus (northern fur seal) is the source of this 1619-nucleotide messenger RNA. It is a transcript of the gene HENMT1, whose product is annotated as HEN methyltransferase 1. Gene Ontology annotation, cellular component: cytoplasm; nucleus. Gene Ontology annotation, molecular function: RNA methyltransferase activity; O-methyltransferase activity. The record is from RefSeq and is a predicted model, not a curated record. Gene Ontology annotation, biological process: RNA methylation; siRNA processing; piRNA processing. NCBI's taxonomy places the organism in Eukaryota, Metazoa, Chordata, Mammalia, Carnivora, Otariidae.